Castor canadensis (American beaver) is the source of this 1617-nucleotide messenger RNA. RefSeq names its product G protein-coupled receptor kinase 7 (gene Grk7). Gene Ontology annotation, cellular component: cytoplasm. Gene Ontology annotation, biological process: protein phosphorylation; regulation of signal transduction; signal transduction. The record is from RefSeq and is a predicted model, not a curated record. Gene Ontology annotation, molecular function: ATP binding; rhodopsin kinase activity. NCBI's taxonomy places the organism in Eukaryota, Metazoa, Chordata, Mammalia, Rodentia, Castoridae.
AUGGUGGACAUGGGAGCUCUGGAUAACCUGAUUGCCAACAUGACCUACCUGCAGGCCCGGGAUGGUGACAGCCGGGAGCUGCGCAGGCAACACCAGAGCCUGGUACUGCCUGGGCCACAGGACUGUGCAGAGCUGCACAGAGAGCUGACACCAGACUUCCACAGCCUGUGCCAGCAGCAGCCCAUUGGCCGCCGCCUCUUCAGGGACUUCCUGGCCACUGUUCCCAGCUACCAAGUGGCCGCGGACUUCCUGGAAGAGGUGUGCAGCUGGGAGUUGGCCGAUCCGGGGUCAGGCCAUGGCCUCGCCCUGCAGGCACUGCUGGUUCCCGUGUCCUCACACCCCUUCCCCAGCCCUGCUCUGGCCACCAGGUGCCAAGCAGCCACCACCGAGGAAGAGCUAGCAGCCUUAGUGGUGCUGGCCAAGGCAGAGGCCACAGCCUUCUUGCAGGAUCAGCCCUUACGGGACUUCCUGGCCAGCCCCUUCUAUGACAAGUCUCUGCAGGGGAAGCUCUUGGAGAGGCAGCCGGUGUGCGACAAGGACUUCACUGAGUUCCGCCUGCUAGGGAGAGGUGGUUUUGGGGAGGUGUGUGCCGUCCAGGGGAAAAACACGGGGAAGAUGUACGCCUGUAAGAAGCUGGACAAGAAGCGUCUGAAGAAGAGGGGCGGGGAGAAGAUGGCCCUGCUGGAAAAGGAGGUCUUGGAGCGGGUCAGCAGCCCCUUCAUCGUCUCCCUGGCCUGUGCCUUCCAGACCAGGAGCCACUUCUGCCUGGUCAUGAGCCUGAUGGCCGGGGGUGACCUCAAGUUCCACAUCUACUGUGUGGGCGAGCGGGGACUGUCCCCCAGCCGGGUGGUCUUCUACGCGGCGCAGAUGGCCUGCGGCCUGCUGCACCUCCACAGUCUGGGUAUCCUCUACCGGGACCUCAAGCCCAAGGAUGUGCUCCUGGAUGAUGGGGGCAGCUGCAGGCUGUCCGACCUGGGGCUGGCAGUGCACAUCCAGGAUGACAAGCCCAUCACCCAGAGGGCUGGCACCAGCGGUUACAUGGCUCCUGAAAUCUUAAUGGAAAAGGUGAGUUACUCCUACCCCGUGGACUGGUUUGCCAUGGGCUGCAGCAUUUACGAGAUGGUGGCAGGCCGCACACCAUUCCGAGAUUACAAGGAGCAGGUCAGUAAGGAGGACCUGAGGCAGAGGACCCUGAAAGAGGAGGUCUCCUUCCAACACGGCGACUUCACCAAUGACACGAAGGACAUCUGCAGGCUCCUCUUGGCCGAGAAACCAGAGCAGCGCUUGGGAAGCAGAGAAAAGUCUGACAACCCCAGGAAACACCCUUUCUUCAAAAGCAUCAACUUUCCCCACCUGGAAGCCGGCUUGGUGGAACCCCCAUUUGUGCCGGACCCUUCGGUGGUCUACACCAAGGACAUCAAUGAAAUCGAAGAUUUCUCUGAGGUUCGGGGCGUGGAAUUCGAUGACAAUGACAAGAGGUUCUUCCAAAGAUUUGCGACGGCUGUCCCCAUCGCGUGGCAGGAGGAAAUCAUAGAAACGGGGCUCUUCGAGGAACUGAGUGACCCCAACAGGCCGGCAGGUUGUUCAUCCAGGUCGGGCCUGUGGUUGUUAUUGUAG